CUUUACUAAACUUCGCCUCCACCUAGUAUUUACUUUACUCCAGUCGCCCACUCUCUCCCAGUUCCCACUGCUCACCUCACUCAGUCACUCCCCAACGAAAGCACCUGUCCACGCUUUCUUCCCGACACGCCGAAUAGACCGCCAGCCACCCACACAUAUCCAAAGGGCCAAAAGCACUUCCGUCGGCGCCCUCAUCGCGACAAAACCCCGAGAGCGGCGGUGACUGUGAGCGAAGAAAGAAAGAAAGGAAGCAGGGACCGGAGAUAUCACAUUUAUCACCGGCUUCUUCUGUUCCUAGCUAGACCCAGGAAGGGAAAGGAACCGCACAUUCGGAAAGCAAACCCACGUCUACUAGCUGCUAUGGGAUCUGGUGCUGGAAGCUUCCUCAAGGUUCUUCUCAAGAACUUUGAUGUUCUUGCUGGGUUCUGAUUCUUAACAAGGGAAAUGAAACCCAUUUGACUAUUAUCGGUUUGAUUUGUUGUAGGCCUGUUGUCAGUCUCCUUUAUCCUCUGUACGCUUCGAUCCGGGCUAUAGAGACCAAAUCUCAGAAUGAUGAUCGUCAAUGGCUCACCUAUUGGGUUCUCUACUCUAUGAUCACACUCUUGGAGCUCACCUUCGCAAGGGUUAUUGAAUGGAUACCCAUCUGGUCCUAUGUAAAGCUCAUUUUCACUUGCUGGUUGGUGCUACCGUACUUCAGUGGCGCUGCUUAUGUUUAUGAGCACUUUCUGAGGCCACUCUUCCUCAACCCGCAACAAACCAUAAACAUAUGGUAUGUCCCAAGGAAGGACGUGUUCACUGAGAAAGAAGAUAUCCUGACUGCCGCCGAGAAAUACAUCCAAGAGCAUGGCACAGAGGCGUUUGAGACUCUUAUCCACAGGGAUAAAUCCAGGAGCACCACCGGUUACUCGAUAUUCGGCCAUCCUGAAGACGACUACAGAUAUUGAUUGUCCCAUUUGCACCACCUGAUACCCAGACCACGGGAGCUGUUGUCAAGCUGUAGUCCAGCUUAUUAGGUUUCUUAAAUCACUGUGUAAAUGUGGUGAUUUGUUGUUGUAGAGAGUAAUUAGCAGCAAGCUCUGUGGCUUGAAUGAUAUGACCCUUUGCUUUCCGUAUCUGAACCUUGUGCACAUAAAUCAACUAAGAAGGCAGGGUGCUUGCUUGUCUCGGCCUCCCGACCCACUGUUGUGACCAAGGUUGUUAACCCGCGGACCGAUCCGGGUUGGCCCGGACACGCAAUAAAAAAGGGUCAUAGUAAACCUUUUGACUAUCAGCCCGGAAUUGGUCAAACCCGGCGAAACUCGGGCGGUUAGCCCGUCCGAGCGGGUCAAAGGGUUGCUCUCUUGAGGUGUCGUUUCAGGCUGUGCGGCGUCGUUUUGCUGGGAGAAGGCGAGAAGCAGAGCAGGGGUAUGGAAACGAAAGAAAAC
Linum tenue is the source of this 1424-nucleotide messenger RNA. Lineage: Eukaryota; Viridiplantae; Streptophyta; Magnoliopsida; Malpighiales; Linaceae. The record is from the annotation of a GenBank genome assembly.